GUCGUGACGCAGCUGGCGGGAAACGCUGUUGACAUCUGAGCUGGUUCGAUGUUGUUGAAGCUGCAGAAUUAGUUUUAAAUAACAAACCGGGAUUUAACGCGUUUGAGUUGAGUUAAAUAUUAACAUUCACAUUAAUAUAAACAUCCAGCGACGUCACGUUCCUUCAGGACAAUGGUUCAAAUCGUCAUCAGAGGCAGCGUGGACGGCAGCAGUCCUCCGGAGUGGCUGCUGGUGGAGCUUCAGGGAGAGAUGGUGUCCAGACAGAACUCCGGCCUGGCAGGAAAUGUGAUGGGAGACCUGCUCUACACCAAAGAGGGGGUGCCAGUGCUGAUCGUGGGACAUCACAUCCUGUACGGGAAGCAGGUCAAACUGGAGAAAGUCUUCGCCGUCCUCACGAAGCGUUCUGACCCCGAGCAGGACGCCCAGGACGGGGACGAGGACGAUGUCUCACAGGUUCCGAUGGAGACGGACCAGCAGGGCUCCGGCUCCAAGUCGUACCACGUGACGGCCGUCAUCAAACGGAAACUGAUCUUCAAGACUCGCCCCAAACCCAUCAUCACCAAUGUGCCCAAGAAGGUGUAGAGCGAGUCCCAGGGUCAGAGGUCAAGAGACUGGACCCUAUGACCUUCAUGGAACUGAUCAGGACUGAACCCUGUGUUGACCUCUGACCUGAUUCCAACGAGAGACUUUUAAAGAGACUCGGACAAGUUUCCACAGAUUCUUGGAAAAUCAAAACCUGUUUGAAAGGUUCUGACAUUUUGAAAAGAAAUUAUUCUAAAUAAAUUUGUAAUAAAACAAAGAAUUCCACAGGACGAAUUGAUAAAUUGUUA
Molecule: messenger RNA, 830 nt
Organism: Pleuronectes platessa (European plaice)
Lineage: Eukaryota; Metazoa; Chordata; Actinopteri; Pleuronectiformes; Pleuronectidae
Gene: chtf8
Product: CTF8, chromosome transmission fidelity factor 8 homolog (S. cerevisiae)
Exons: 3
Coding region: 172-582 (136 amino acids)
Biological process (GO): mitotic sister chromatid cohesion
Cellular component (GO): Ctf18 RFC-like complex
Source: RefSeq, a predicted model, not a curated record